Stylonychia lemnae is the source of this 1521-nucleotide messenger RNA. Lineage: Eukaryota; Ciliophora; Spirotrichea; Sporadotrichida; Oxytrichidae. The record is from the annotation of a GenBank genome assembly.
AUGGAAGUCAAUUUUUUCCCUCAAAAAUCUUAAUCACUAUUAGUUACUAGGAAAAGAACAAGAGCUCAAUUCAAAGAAGACUCUCAAAAAUUAAUUAAAAAAGUCAAACCAUAGACAACUUCUUCAACAAAGAUUAGGCCGAGGCCUCUGAUUAUAAGGGUAAAGUCAAAAUAUGAAGAAGAAAACAAGCAAUCGAGCUCAGUUUAAAAUAAGGAAACAAACACCAAAGCUAAAUCAACUAGGCAAAGUAACCUCGUUGAGUUUUUCUAAAGAAAGAAAUGCAAAAAUUCAGAGUGCAAACAAGAUUUGCAAGAUGCCUAAAUACUGUGUGAAAUCUGUAAUGAUAGCUAUCAUUGGUAAUGUACGGGCUAGUUCAAGUAACCUCCUUCGAAUACUGAGGAGUUUAUCUGCAAAACUUGUUCGGCUGUGGUAAGAGAGGGGAAAAAGCUUAGAUAAUAAAAUUAAUAUGACUUGGUAAUUGAAUGCUUUGAGUGCAAAUCAGAUCUAUCAGAAGACACAAGGAAAUGUGUUAAAUGCACAAAUUAGUUUCACUCAAAAUGCUUUAACAGAAAGGAGUCAUCUCCUUUAUGCAGUAAAUGUUUAGAAAUAUACGAGCUUGAAGGAGAAGAAGUCUUUCCAAAGAUAGCAAUAGCAGAUUCUUUAGUUUAAUCCCCCUUGAUUUCUGUGAAAUCCAGUAAAAAUAUGAGAAAUUUGUAAUUGACUAACUUCUUCAAGUAAUCGAAGAAUGCAAGCUCAACUUACAACAUAGUAGCGUACACUCCAACAUAAAGCUAAAUUUACGGAGAAAUAUAUUCCUAGGAUAUGAUUAAAAAGCCUCAAAGAAAGAAGUCUCUCUCUCAAACCAGAAAGAAGAAUAUAUUCAAGUUGCCUAAACUUACUGAUGAUCCAAUUCUUGAACAAGAGAUCAGAAACUCUAUUAGAUUAGGGCUAUUUGCCAAGGGCAUGAAAUACACUCAUUAGCAAGUAUUUGAUGACCCUAAGUGUCCCUAGUCUAUGAACAACCCUGAGUUAGAAAGGAAUAUUCAAAAAAUGAUCAAAGAGAAUUAAUAGGUUAUCUACGAGCUGAGAAAAAGAGAGUAGUUAGGCAUUUUACCUCCAGUAUUGAUUAAAUAUGAUCCAGCUUAAGGCUUUUAUGUUGAAGCAGCCUAAGAUAUGAGCGAUCUUACUUUGAUCUGUGAGUAUGCAGGGGAAGUUCGAACCUUCAGAUAAUGUCUUUUUGAUAAAAAUGACUCAAUCAUGGAGUUGCUCGAUACUGGUGAUUCCGAUACUUCACUCAACAUUGUACCGCAAAAGCAAGCUAAUGUUGGUAGAUUUUUCAACUCAAUAAAUAACAGUAGUAAGGAUUCCAAGAAGAAGUAAAACAUCAGGAGUCUCCGAUGUCAGAUUGAUGGAAAAGUAACUGUGCUGAUAUUUACAAAAAGACCUGUCAAAAAAGGAGAAAGCUUACUUUACAACUACAAUGAAGCCAAGAAUUUGUAUCCCACAGAAGACUUCAUUUGA